Messenger RNA from Oreochromis aureus, 3731 nucleotides. RefSeq names its product galanin receptor type 2-like. Gene Ontology annotation, biological process: neuropeptide signaling pathway. Gene Ontology annotation, cellular component: membrane. The transcript has 3 exons. The coding region runs from base 1107 to 2975 and encodes 622 amino acids. The record is from RefSeq and is a predicted model, not a curated record. Gene Ontology annotation, molecular function: G protein-coupled receptor activity; peptide binding. NCBI's taxonomy places the organism in Eukaryota, Metazoa, Chordata, Actinopteri, Cichliformes, Cichlidae.
GGCUCGGUGCUCCCGCCUGCAGGAGCGCAGACAUCUGAGCUCGUUAGUGUUAAAGAAAAGCUGACGGAAACACAAAGAGCUCUCCCAACAACAAAGCACGCUGUCGCUUUGGGACUGAAAGAGGGAUUUUACAGCGCGUAUACCAGUUGUCAGCGAUCCAGGAGCAACUUUGCUACUGUCCUCUUUUUUUUCUUUUUUUUUGCGCGCGUGUGUGUUGCAGAUCUUCUGGCUGCCUCUUUAACAUCCUCAGGCUUUCAGCAUCAAGAUGAUCCGCAUAUGCACAGUCAGUAAAACUCUCUGGGUCAGCUCUUUGUAUUUAUAUUGUCAUUAUUUUACAAACUGCUAUCUCAUUUUUCCACCUUUUAACUAAUUAUGGUUUUGAUUAUGUCUUUUAACAGAAGUGGUUGCUUUGAUUUCUAGGUGACGUGGUUACGUGGACUCUGUCUCUGCUCAUAGCCUAAAUGAAAAGUAAAAAACUAACAUUAUUAUUUUUUUCUUAUUCUUAAUGAGGUUGUUGUAACUAAAAAAAAAAAUGAGAGCAAAUACUGACUUACUUACUUAGGUCAUUAAAUGCGUGUCAGUGGUUUUCUGUCCAGGAACGUGUGAUUUGCUGUUGCCAGUUCUGCGUAGCUGUUAAUACAGCUACAGGUGAAAACAGCCUCUGAUAUCUGCCCGGUUUCUCUAAACAGAUGGGACUGCAUCACUAUAACGGACUACAGGUGCGAGGAGGACGAGAGCGUGAGGCAGACGGGGGGUGGUUUGUAUGAGUUUUCCCUUCCUUGAAGGUGAGAAAGACUAUUAAUGUCUGGUGGUGGAUUAUCAGGUUGAGACAGCCACUCCCUCGAGGAAUGAAUGUACCACACGUUACAUAAGAACUGCACUGGGACCAGUGCUGAACAGCGUCAUGACUCCAGCUGACUCAUAGGAUGUGGCACAAGAUGGGAAACCAAGGUUUUCAUUUCUCUAAAGAGAUUUUUGUCCACGCGCUUCAGAAGGACCUGCAGAACUCAAGAAUGGAUUUUAACAUGGACCAAGGUAAACCCAUCCAGUAAGCCAUCCAGCUGAGAGAUUUCCAUAUUUCUCUACUGCUUCCACUGGGAAGCAGCAUGGAUCCUUCCCGUGACCAGCUGUCGGACUGGAGCUCAGUUGAGCCCACCUUCACCACACAGCUGCAGCACGACAGCGCUCAGCAAAAACUCAACCACAGUUACAGCUUCCACAGCGCUCUAAAUAUGCCCGCCACCUUCAUCCCCCCGACUGGCUCUCUUCAUCAGCCUCUGCCCUCUCUGCUGCCCACCGCUGUUGUUCCGUACUCCUCUUUCAUCGCCUUCCCUUUCUUGUCCACCACCUCCUCCUCAGCCAUCAGGCAAACAUCAUAUUCCUCUUUCGAUUUAUCCUUUUCCAACUUUUCCUCGAAUGAUUUGGCAGACCUGGAGAGCAUGCUGCUCUGGACCCUCCACGAGCCCAGCACCAUUGCUUUGACUGUAAUGUACAGCCUGUCAUUCAUUUUGGGAUUCGUUGGCAAUUUGAUGUCCCUUCGAGUCCUCACCAGCCGGCGCAGUCGGCAGCUAGCUGGCGUGAGUGCUACACGCAGUCUCCUGGUGAACUUGGCGGUGUGUGACCUGGCUGUGGUGUGCGUGUGCAUGCCCAUCACCUUGGGAAGCCAGAUCUACACCGCCUGGGUGUACGGUGACCUCUUGUGUCGAGCGGUGCCCUUCACGCAGGCUGUCUCAGUCUCGGCCAGCGUGUUAACGCUGACAGUGAUCAGCGUCAACCGUUACUAUAGCGUUCGAUCACCACUGCGAGCUCGCACCAUGUUCACCCGCCGCCGGAUCUUGGCAACUGUUGCUGUGGUGUGGACAGUGUCCUCGAUGAUGUGCGCUCCCAUCGCGGUGAUGAACCGGCGUCGAGAGAUCAGCUUUGAGACUUUCACCAUCUUGGUCUGUCAGGAGGAGUGGCCUCAGCAUCGUCUCAAACAGGGAUACAACGUGCUGCUGUUUGUGAUGCUCUACUGUUUGCCAGUGACCUUUAACCUCACCAUAGGAUUCCUCACGGGCAGGCGGCUUUGGGGAGGAAAGAAAUCCACUUUCUCUGAUCUCGAUCCUCGAAGCCAAGCUCUUCACACCUCACGCCUUAAGAUGCGUCAGAAGAUUGCCAAGAUGGUGGUGUGUCUAGUGCUUCUAUUUGCAGUGUCCUGGCUGCCGCUCUACUUGGCUGACCUUUGGAUUGACUGCGAGCAAAGGCCAUCGUCUUGGCUCCUGCAGACAAGACCGUUUGCCCAGUGGCUUGGCCUGACAAACUCCAGCCUUAACCCGAUCUGCUACUGUUUCAUCGGAGACCUGUACCGCUCAGCAAAGGUCAUACGGACACGAUACUACCAAAAGGUUGCCGCUCUUUUCAACUCUGCGUCAUUCUCCAGCUCAGUUACAGUGGCGCCUCCUGCAGCAGGGAUUACAGACAGCAAAGUGUCAUCUGCUGAGCGCCGCCCUAUCGCUGCUGCCGUGGCGGCGUCUGCAUCCAUGGUUACAAUACCAAGGCUCUUGAACUUGGCGAGAGUCCAGGGCCUGGGGCAGAAGGUCAGAGACAGUUCAGACAGCCGAGCGGGCUCCGACCACAGCAUCUCAGACUGGUGUCGGUCCAGUCCCAGCGUGUGCGACAGCUCCUUGUUACCCUGCCAGCUCCACGCCCUCCAGCACACCAUACAAAAAGCAGACUUCCUGCCAACACGGAGACACUCUCUAAAUGAGAAAGCUGGACCGUUACCUUUAGGAAUCAGUCCUGUGGAAAUAGACGUGCUACCUCCGAGGAGGCAUUCGGGGGAUAGAGUGCAUAGUCUGUCAGCUGAUAAGAGAGACAUCAUUACUUUGGGCAAAGCUGCUUUCUGUUAUGCUGGGCAGCACAGGAACAAAACACCACAAGCCUACUCUCUGGUUGGAGGCACGGAGGAUGAAACAACGGAUAUGACCAGCCUAUGAAAACUGCACUUUAUCUGAUGUAUCAGCCGGGAGGAAUUGUUUCCUUUUCUCCUGCAGGCAGUAUAAACACGCACACCGCUCCCGAGUUAAAGUUUGCAGUAAACAUUGUAGAAUAAUCCAUGGCAAGAGUCAGUCGUUGCUUUGAGGAUAAAGUGACCUGCUCUAUACUCUCUCCUUCUUUUCAUGUGUAGAAGCCUCUCCGUGUCAUCCGGAGCACAUGGGACCCGAGACUUGAAUUUGCAACAAUAAGUUCUUUUAUUUUUUAAGGCAUGUGGAGGCAGGAGCAAUGGACUGAUCAACAUAAGGCAACAGCCAGAGAUUUAUUUAGCCCGGGGUGAGAAAACUAGUUAUCAUUAAGAAGGAUAAAUUAUGGAGCGUGCCAUUACAUGCAAGUGAUAUCAUAGUUACAACAGCUUCUAUCAUUUGCCUAAGACAAUAACGCAGCAGGAGGUAAAGUGUCAUGUGUCGCUGCUUUUCUUUGUUUUUCACUGUUUUUGCUAAUGGCUUUGAUUGUAUUUUGUGCUCACGGGCCAUGUGGGAACAAACUGUAUUAUACACAGACUGUCUGCGAGAGUUUCUGACAGGUCUUCACUGAACAAUGUUACCAUUAAUGUCUGUUUUGCAAUGUUAAAUCAAGUCGAGAAAGAUUUCAGGAAGGAGGAGCAACAUACAUUAAAGCUCUUUUUAUCUAAUUCAGCGUGAAUCUUGGGAAGUAUUAUUAAACAUGAACUUUUGCAAAGGGCAUUGCCCUGCACA